Messenger RNA from Lottia gigantea (owl limpet), 807 nucleotides. RefSeq lists its product as hypothetical. Lineage: Eukaryota; Metazoa; Mollusca; Gastropoda; Lottiidae. The transcript has 2 exons. The coding region runs from base 1 to 807 and encodes 268 amino acids. The record is from RefSeq and is a predicted model, not a curated record.
AUGAAACAUCUAACGACACAUACAAAAGAUAAACCUUAUAAAUGUGAUCUCUGUAGUAAAUCAUUUACCAGGAAGUAUGGUUUGGGAAGACAUAUAAAUACACAUACUGGAGAGAAACUUUUUAAAUGUGACAUCUGUAGUAAAUCAUUUACUAGAAGUCAUGAUUUAACAAGACAUUACAUGCUAGAACACAUUCUGGAGAAAAACCUUACACGUGAUUAUUGUAAACAAUCAUUUAGCAUGAACCAUGAUUUGACUAGACAUAUUAGAACGCAUACAGGAGAAAAACCUUUCAAAUGUGAUUUUUGUGAUUUCAUUUGCUGGCAGGAAAUUGCUGCAAGGGGUGAACUGAAAAGACAUAACAGAACGCAUACUGGAGAGAAACCUUAUACUUGUGAUUUUUGUUGUAAAUCAUUUGCUUCUAGCAGUGAAAUGAUGAGGCAUGUAAAGACUCACACAGGAGAAAAACCACAUAAAUGUGAUGUUUGCAGUAAAUCUUUUGUUCAGAAAAGUCAUUUCAUUUGUCAUAUGAGGAUACAUACUGGGGAAAAACCUUAUGAAUGUGAUGUUUGUAGUGAUUCAUUUUUUCAGAAAAGUCAUUUAACCAAUCAUGCCUUAAAACAUACUGAACUUAAACCUUUUAUGUGUGAAUUUUGCUACAAAUCAUUUUUUUUAAACCGUAACUUGACAAUACAUACAAGGACACACACAGGAGAGAAACCCUAUCAAUGUGAUUCUUGUGGAAAAUCAUUUAUCAGCAACAGUAGUUUGACAAAACAUAUCAAAUCACACAGUUGGGAGAAGUAG